AUGGAUAUCUCUAAUCUUCCUGGAACACAGCUAACUGCUUUUGCAGUGUUAGAUUCCACAGUGGCGCAAGAUGAUGUAGAUGAAAAUGUUGAAAGACAAACAUCCCAGAAAAAGAAAAUCAUAAAACUCAGAAAAUGGAAAGCACAGGAUCUCCCAGAAAAGACAAAUGUUCCAUGUUACCCAUAUAAACCAUCAAUUGCUGAUAUUCCACGUAAGCCUAGUGAGACCCUUGAGCUUUUCUUGGAUGUAUUAGCUAUUGAUCACCUUGUGAAACAAACUGUAAACUAUGCAGUACAGAAUGGUAAACAUUCAUUUGCACUGACAAGUGAUGAAAUGAAAACCUUCAUAGGAAUUUUGUUAGUGUCAGGCUACUGUUGCAUUCCACGUCACAGACUGUAUUGGCAGAGACAACCAGACGUGUACAAUGAGCUUAUUGCUGACUCCAUGCGCCGCGAUCGCUUUGAUGAGAUCAUGAAAUAUUUUCAUGCUGCAGACAACACAAAGCUUCCUAAAAAGGACAAGUAUGGCAAAGUUUCUCCCCUCAUGGAAAUCCUGAAUGGCAACUUUCUCAAGUACGGGGAAGUAUUUGGGCCAAUAAAUAUAUCCAUUGAUGAGUCAAUGAUACCUUACUUUGGUCGGUAUCCCACAAAACAGUUCAUCAGGGGAAAACCUGUACGAUGGGGUCAUAAAGCAUGGGUUGCAGCUGAUCCAAAUGGUUAUGUUUUUGAUAUAUCUGUUUACCAAGGCCAAAGAUGGUGCUAA
Molecule: messenger RNA, 762 nt
Organism: Portunus trituberculatus (swimming crab)
Lineage: Eukaryota; Metazoa; Arthropoda; Malacostraca; Decapoda; Portunidae
Product: piggyBac transposable element-derived protein 3-like
Exons: 1
Coding region: 1-762 (253 amino acids)
Molecular function (GO): sequence-specific DNA binding
Source: RefSeq, a predicted model, not a curated record